Anopheles darlingi is the source of this 2732-nucleotide messenger RNA. RefSeq lists its product as uncharacterized. The coding region runs from base 570 to 2180 and encodes 536 amino acids. The transcript has 6 exons. Lineage: Eukaryota; Metazoa; Arthropoda; Insecta; Diptera; Culicidae. The record is from RefSeq and is a predicted model, not a curated record.
GUGUCCGUGCGUAUGAACGUGCGUGCGUGCGUGCGUGAAACAAAUGAAGGUUAAGUGGUGUUAAAAGCUCACCCCUGCCUUGGCCAAACAAGGCCAAAGCUCCGCACAAACACUGCUCUGCUGCGUUCGUGUCCGGUUCAGUGGUGUUCGGUAAACGCGUGCUGGACGUGCGGAAGUGUUGGUUGUGUGCUGUGGUCCACAGCAGUGCGUUAUCAGCAGUCAUGUGCAGUGUGAUACCUGGUUUGGUGGUUCUGCUCGUGGUUGGGGUUACCAUCCCUCGAUCGCACCAAAGCACCCCGGUUAACGGUAACAACCGCGCCUAAAACCCGUGUUCCAGCGCUUCCGGUGUUGUCUGUGAAGAGGGGGUUCUCUCUUUCUCUCUUGAGCGGCAUUUAGUUUGGUGCCCCCGGAAGCUUACAAGUGGGUGAGGUGGAGAGGAAAGCGGUAUUGGAAAAAAAUCACAAUUAAAUACAGUGUGUUCGUGUGUUGCUACACACACGGCGCACACGCAAGCGAAGCGAAAAAAAAGAGGAAGCUAUCCGGCUAACGUUAACAGAGAAGCAAUCAGAAUGCCGUUCGGCCGGAAGUCCCCACUGGAGGCGCUGGCCAUGCCGGGCGCCAUCAUCGCGUACAAGUACAGCCAGUUCCGGCAGCGGCGACGGGAGGCCGCCAACCGGCGCGUCACGGAACGGGAACUGUCGGCGUUGCACACGAAAAUCGAGAAGCUGUUGUGCAAGCUGGAGGAGAGCGAACUGGAACCGCCGACCUCGCAGGAGGACGAGUGCGUCAUCUGCAUCAAUGCGCGGGCCACGAUGCAGACAUCGCCCUGCGGCCACCGCGUCGUCUGUCGCCGGUGCUUCGUCAAGACGAUCCAGAGUGCGGUCGCCCAGCGGUUGCUACCGUUGCGGUGUGUUAUCUGCCGGGCGCGCAUCAAUCGUCUCACGUCCGGUUCGACCUCCUGGCGGUUGCAGGGUUCGGCCAGCAGCUACUCGAUGGGCAGCAAAAGCUGGAGCGUACCGGGUUCGGCCAGCUCGUACAGUGUCGACGCCCGGGUAACGCAAUCGGCCAGCCUCUACUCCAUGAGUUCCGGUUCGUCGUGCGUGUCGGGCAUCUCGAACAUGUCCAGCUGUUCCGGCACGUCCGCCACGUCCGGUAUGUCUUCCACCGGUUCCUCCUCGGUCAGCACCUCGGAUACUGGUUCGUUGUUGAUGCAGCAGCAGCAGCAGCAGCAGCACAAUGGGAUGCAUCAUCACCAUCAUCACCAUAAGCACGGUACGGGAGGGGGGACCGGAUGUGGUGCCAGCUGCAGUACCAGCGGGUGCCUUGGUGCGAUCCCGCGCAAUCCUGCCUACCAGCACUACCACAAAAAGGGACAAUACUACAUGAAGAGCCGCAUUCCCGAGAUGCCAAAUCGGUUACCGCCGAUCAUCGAGUUCAAAAGUCCCACACGCCACAGGACACCUUCGCCGGCCAAUCCGGGCGCGAGGUUCAAAUACUACACGCAACCGGGCAAACCGGCCGGCCAGCCAGUCGAAUCGAUACCACUGAUGACGGUGGAAAAGAUUGGCCCCGGUAAGCCGGCGCACCUCGGACCGACCAAGCUCGGACUCAACUCGGCCAAGAUUGUACCGGUGGCCUCCAAGUCGCCGAUCAACAAGACGAACAUGGCGACUGGUAAACCGGUGACGACCUCGCUCAUGACGGCCGCCGUCAACGCCACGGCCACACCGAAGGCACGGGUGCUGUCCGCUUCCGCCUCGACCAGCGGCAUCGGAUCAGGCGCUUCCGUGGCCGGACCAUCGGGUCUCUGUGGUCGUACCAUUGGGAGCGGUAGUGGUAGUGGUGGAGGUGGUGGUGGUAAAGGUUCUGGUGGUAAUAGGGCGGCUUCACCGGCCGGUACUAGCGCCGGUACCGCCUCGCAGCAUCUCGCAGCAACCCAAGCCGGGAAGCAGGACGAAAAGUACGACAAUAAGAAGAACGAAACGAUCGAGAAGAAGAAGAAGGAAGAGAAAGCGAAGCUGAAGGCGGAAAAGGAGGCCCGGAAGGAAGAGAAACGGAUCGCCAAAGAGGAGGAAAAGCUGGCGAAAAUGCUAGCCAAAGAGGAGAAAAAACGGGGCAAGAAGGAGGCAAAGGAGGCCCUGCUGGCGCACGAAGGGGGCAGCAGCAGUGCCAUCAAGUAACUGUGGCGUCACUAGCGGCCACAACAACCGAGUACGCUGAUCGCGAACAGCGCAGCCUAGCUUCCGGUUCCGCGUGCUCCACGACUACAAUCCCAAGGCAACACAAUCCAGUUGAUCCAAUGCUCCUGUUUGCCGGCAGUCGAACAAAGUGGAACCGUGUUUAAGGGACAAGACACACACAUGAAGGGCGUUUUGUUAGCAGCAGUUAAUUUCUUCCAAAGAAAGGCAAAGGAACUAUUUCAGCGAUGGAUCAUAUUGAUUCAUGCUGCAUGGUGUUAUGUUUAACCUUCGUUUUCCAGUUUAACGGGCCCUCGACGGCCUGAACAACAACGAUCGCGGCGGGUGGUAGAGGGUGCUGGGUGCACCCUAACAAACAUAUCGCAUUCAUCCCUCACGCGCCCAAGUUGGCCUUGCCCCCGUCUUGCAAGCAAGCAAGUAGCGUUCGGUCUAGUCAGCCAUGCCUCCAGUUGCCAGCUUGGCGUAACGAGCAGCAGCAGCAGCAACAAAAAGGAACAACAACAUCAGUAGUAGCAGAGCACACUAGUGGCCACA